Molecule: messenger RNA, 1344 nt
Organism: Pelagomonas calceolata
Lineage: Eukaryota; Pelagophyceae; Pelagomonadales; Pelagomonadaceae
Source: the annotation of a GenBank genome assembly
UCGACCAAAAGGAGCCUGUUGCCACAUGAAUGCACGAACGUAAAAAUGAGCAGCACCUGGAAGCAGCAAAAAGAGGCAUUCGUCAGCGACCACGACGGCGGCAGCUUGAUAGAGCUCAUAGCGGUGGCAGCCGUCGUGCCGCUCUGCUGCGGCGCACGGCUUAAACUGCACGACGCGAAGGACUCAACGAGCGUCAAGCUCGCGAAAGAUGCCGGACUACUGGUCGCGCCAAUCGCUGCAUCGCUCACCAUCGGCGCCGACUAUAUGCCCGCGAUGUUUCUGGUGCUGGCGGCGGUCGCGCUCAGGACGCAGAAGCAUCCGGCGACGCGAGCAGCGAGCGACAUGCUCGUGACGCAUGCGCACGCCAUUCGGCUGUUCCGCGCGUGCCAGGCGGUGUUCACGGGAAUUUGUAUUCUCGCCGUCGACUUUCGCGCAUUCCCGCGGCGCUUCUGCAAGACGGAGACCUACGGGUAUUCCUUGAUGGACAUGGGCGUCGGCUCGUUCGUCGUGGGCAACGCCAUGAUUAGCCGCCUCGUGCUCGGGCGGACAUGGCAGCCGAAACGCAUCCUGCCCUUGGUCGUGCUUGGGUUGGGGCGGCUCAUCACCGUCAAAGCCUCGGGCUACCCGGAACACGUGACAGAGUACGGCGUCCACUGGAACGCGUUCUUUACGCUGGCGGUCGUGGACUUGUGCGACGGCCUGGGCUGUUAUCUGAAGCUCGGCCCCGGCGGGUGCCUUUGCGCCGCCAUGGCGCUCAUGGUGGUGCCUCGUUUUGGACUCGGCGCGGCCUACGUCCUGUCCGACGCGCCGCGCGACUCGCUGUUCGCAGCCAACCGCGAGGGCCUCGCGUCGGCCCCCGGCUACGCGGCGUUGUUUUUUGCGGCGGCAGCGUUCUUCGAUUUCGUCCUCGCCCGCGGCCAAAGACACCUAUCUCUCGACGACUCCGUAGUAUCUCUCUUCAACCUCUUCCUGAACAAACGUGGAGCUCCCGCCCUCGCCUGCGUGUCGGGCGCGUUCCUGGCGCUCACGUGGCUCGCGGGCCCGCCGUCGCGGCGCGUCGCCGACGCGCCGUUCGUGCUGCUGUGCCUCGGCUUCAACGGCUGGAUCCUGGCGCUCUGCGCUCUGUUCGCGGACAGGCUGCAGGGAGUGGUCCUGGUCGUCGCCGACGCGCACCUGCUGUACUGGUUCCUCGCGGCGAACGUGACGACUGGCGUGUUCAACUUCGCAACCGACUCGCUGAAAAUACCUGGUUUUGUAGCCGUGGUCGUGCUCGUCGCGAAGACUUUCGCGGACGCGUUCUUGGUGCAGACCGCGACGGCGGAGAUGAGGCUUAAAGAAAGCUAG